Saccoglossus kowalevskii is the source of this 1896-nucleotide messenger RNA. RefSeq names its product protein FAM227B-like. The record is from RefSeq and is a predicted model, not a curated record. Lineage: Eukaryota; Metazoa; Hemichordata; Enteropneusta; Harrimaniidae.
AUGGCGACUAAUGACCCAAUGUUUGACCCCAGGGUCUUGGCACUCAUGGCGAAAGUCGGUGGUCAAUCACAAGAGGACCAACAACGAGAAGAAGAGGAAAGAAAGAAAAGAGAAAUGAAGAAACCAACCCCGCCUUCAGAUGUAGAUGCUUGGAUGAAAAGUGAAGGAUUUGAUGAAUGGCCAAUGAGAGUGACAUCAGAAGGACAGAUGGGUCUUGAAGAUGAAAGAAAAAUGAUUGGUAGCAAAGAUAAUAUUGUUGAUGAACUUCGCAAGCAUGCACCUCUUCCUGUCAAUUUGCUGGAUGACUUGGAAGAAAAACUAAACAAUUUAGAAAAAAGGCUAAAUGUAUAUACAACAGAGAUCCUAACUGAUGAACCAAGAACUUCUAGAAUCAAUCAGAAUCUUUUCCACUCUCCAGAAUAUGUUAUGAUCAAAGCUGCUGAGUCAAAUGCCGUGCAGAUCCAGCGUGGACGAAAGAAGAAACAUACAAAAGAUAUAAAAGAUCAGAUUUUAGGUACCAAGACAAGAAGUGUGGAGAAUGCUUCUUUUCCAGGAUUCAAUAGGAAAGAACUUACAGAACUUCCUCAUCAACUAGAAUCACCACAGAUUCUUGACAGAGUCACACAUGCACAGGAUUUCAAACCUGGAUUUAAGAAAUUUUGGAAGAAGUUAUUUUUGUCUGAGGCAUCAGUAGCAGUUAUGCAGGAUACUUUCUGGUGGUUUUUCCUGAACAGCUGGGAGACUGACAGGAAAGAGGAACAAGAGAAAUUGUUCAAUAGAAUUGCUGACAGCUUUGUUGCAUUGUUUACUAGUGUUAAUCCCAAUAUCAAAGAUAAAUUUUUUGCUGUGUAUGCAGACUGUUUAGCACAGUCUAUUUAUGCAGCAUAUUUUGAAGCAUUCCCCGAUUCCCAUCAGCAAUUUGAAGGAGUAUUUAAAACUGAAUUAUGUGAUUUGUGUCAUGAAUGGAUCACAGGUGUGAAACCACAACCACGGUCAUGGAAACAGUGGGAUACCUACAGGCUACAACCAAAACAUAUGGCAAAAGAAAAAGAAGAGGACCUAAGAAAAGUAGUUCUUCUUAAAGAUGGUCAAGUCAAUAGAGAAGCAAGUUUUGCUAUUGAGUUUGAACUGGCCGCAGAGGAAGGUGAGAGUAUGUAUGAUGUGUCAUCAGGUGUACAACCAGGUAUAUCCAGAGAAAUCACUCAGAUAACAACCAAGAGUGGCAAAACAGCUGCUGUAACACAACCAAGAAUUCCAACAGCUGGUACCAGUCGUCCCAAAACUCAGUCACAUGAUAUAGGUCCAGGUCCUGAAUUUGAACGUGUACAAUUCAACAUCACUGGUAGAUCACCACUAGUUGCACAUUAUCUUUAUAUGAAAGAUUUAGCAUCAAAUGAACACAGAGGAAAAAAUGUCAGAAGAACUGAAGUAGCAAAACUUCCAUAUCCUUUAAAAUUUCACACUGUAUCAAGGUACCAAUCAACAAACACAGAUAUACAUGCAUGCACCUUAACUUUAAUCACUCCUCCAGCACCUACAUACAAAGAAGUUAUCAAAGAAACUAAAAAAAUGGCCAAGACAUUGCAUAUAGAGUACCAGAAGAUUAGUGAACAAACAGCUAAGGAGCUUGUUGCAAUUGAAAAACAGAAAGUGGAACAACUGCGUGAGAUUGAGAAGAUCAGAAAACAGUUAAUUGAACAUAGUGUUGACAUGAAGAUAUUGAGUGAAAAGAUUUUGGAUAAAAGGGGAUUUGAAGGUAUAAUGGCAGUCAUGACGGAAAUAAACGAUGAGGAAAAUGAUAUACCUUUACCAAAACAGAUAAAACAAACAAGUCAAGCUGCCGGUGGCAUAUUUGGGGAUGACUGGUCCUCUUCAUCAGAUGAAAAUGAUGACUGA